CUGGAUCUCAGAAGGAAGGGCUUUUGCUCGCUUCAGGAAAUCAGACCUGCUUUUGAACUGGACUAGUCUGGCUCCCCUUGUAAGAACUCUGGUGGCCCUCUUGGCCGUGCAAGCUCCUAGACUCCACAGUACAUGGAAAAAUGCAAGCUUUACCAGACGUGAAAGCGCCGUGUGAGGCACUUCCUUCCCCCAGCCUGGAGCCCUACCCGCAGAGCUCCAUUGUGGUCACCCUUGAGGACAUGGGUCUCUGGAUGAAGUUUCAUCAGAUAGGAACCGAGAUGAUCAUCACCAAAUCUGGCAGACGAAUGUUUCCACAAUGCAAAAUCAAAGUCUCUGGCUUAAUCCCGUAUGCCAAGUACCUCAUGCUGGUAGAUUUUGUGCCAAUGGACAACUUCAGGUACAAGUGGAAUAAAGAUCAGUGGGAAGUUGCUGGGAAAGCAGAGCCCCAGCUCCCUUGUCGCACCUACGUCCACCCAGAUUCCCCAGCUCCUGGCAGCCACUGGAUGAAGGAACCGGUCUCCUUCCAGAAACUGAAGCUCACCAACAACACUCUGGAUCAGCACGGACAUAUCAUCCUCCACUCCAUGCACCGUUACAAACCUCGCUUCCACAUUGUGCAGGCAGAUGACCUCUUCAGUGUCCGCUGGAGCAUCUUCCAAGUCUUCAGCUUCCCUGAGACUGUCUUCACUUCCGUUACUGCCUACCAGAACGAGCAGAUAACAAAGCUCAAGAUUGACAACAACCCAUUUGCUAAAGGUUUCCGUGAGCAUGGGAAGAACACUCGAAGGGAAGGACGAGCCAAAUGCCAGAAGCCUAGUCCAGCCAAGGGCCAGAAGAGGAAGCUGCCCGAGGAAAAGGAGUCCGGUGCUGAGGAACGUGAUUUUGAGAAAGACGAGAACGUAGAUGUGAAGGAAGAGAGUAACCCCAUCGUGGUCAGCAGCGGAUACCCCUUCUGGGUCUCGGAGCAGAAUGGCAGCCAUGCCUUCCCUGCAGCAUCGCCGGUGCCAGCUGACCAGAGGGAGGGCCUGGCCAGAGAGCAGCAAGUGCCUACUCCAUCCUACCAGACCUAUCGGUUCCACGAAACCGGGGACAGCCAGCAGCUUCCCACCCGCGAUGCCGCAACCUUGAACGAUUUCCGGGCAAGGUGCCAUGCCUUGGAUCUCGCCGCGGUGCCCGAGCAUGACUCCAAACAGCUUCCAGAGGGUUUCACCAACCUGCCUCCGCUCCCCCCGCCUCUGCCUCCUCCCCAGGACUACACAGGAGUGGUGAACAUGGCUCUAGACUCUGUUGGGAAACCUGGGGCCCGAGCGCCCGUGUACAGUCCCUAUGGCACCGAGCAAGGGCUCGGCCAGUGGAUGGGUUACCGGGCCAUGAGCUACUCGGCCUUCUCCACGGAGUACAACACGCAGGGAGCUCCAGGACAUGCCCACGGGGCCGUGGCAGAGUGGAGCCAGUACCCUCUCUUCCCCUAUGCCUGCUGGUGA
This is a messenger RNA of Cariama cristata (Red-legged seriema), 1484 nucleotides long. Its product is annotated as T-box-containing protein TBX6L. The record is from RefSeq and is a predicted model, not a curated record. Gene Ontology annotation, biological process: regulation of transcription by RNA polymerase II; positive regulation of DNA-templated transcription; cell fate specification. NCBI's taxonomy places the organism in Eukaryota, Metazoa, Chordata, Aves, Cariamiformes, Cariamidae. The coding region runs from base 141 to 1484 and encodes 447 amino acids. The transcript has 10 exons. Gene Ontology annotation, cellular component: nucleus. Gene Ontology annotation, molecular function: DNA-binding transcription factor activity, RNA polymerase II-specific; RNA polymerase II cis-regulatory region sequence-specific DNA binding.